Molecule: messenger RNA, 1050 nt
Organism: Coccomyxa subellipsoidea C-169
Lineage: Eukaryota; Viridiplantae; Chlorophyta; Trebouxiophyceae; Coccomyxaceae
Exons: 8
Coding region: 1-1050 (349 amino acids)
Source: RefSeq, a predicted model, not a curated record
AUGCAGACGCGCACCACAAUGCUCCUUCGACAAGUGCUUGUCAGCACAAUCCUCUGUACGCUUCUCAGCGUCCAAGCCCGCCAGCUCCCGUCUCCUGCAGGUGGCAGACGCUUGAGCCAAGCAUUCGCCUCUGUCAAUGGCGCGUCAGCCGUGGCCGGCAACUCCCUGGCCUCAACUAGCUACUCUCCUCCAAGCAACAAUGGGAAUCCGGUUGGUAAUUUCUUCUCAAGCGUCUUCAAUGGCGGCCGCGAUCGCCUCAACUCUGCAGCCUCAAGCGUCGCUGCUCUAGGCGGCAGCGGCGGCGGCGGUGGCAGCUCCUCGGCAGCUUCCGCCGCAGCUUCCGCGGCCUCUGACGCUGCCAGCGCCGCUGCUGCCGCUGCUUCGGCCACCGGGACUUCCGGUGCAUCGGCAGCGGCAUCGGCGGCGGCAACUGCUGCGCAGAGGGCCGCCUCGGCCGCAGCUUCUGCCUCCUCCGCCGGUCAGACCUCCGCUGCAGCCGCCGCUGCUGCAGGCCAGGCGUCCGCAGCCGCUGCAGCAGCCGCCGCAGGUGAUGGCGCAUCGGCGUCUGCCGCCGCAGCGUCCGCUAGCAACUGGUCUGACCAGGCAUCGGCUGCGGCGGCGGCGGCCGGUGGCGGCAGCAGCGCGAGCGCAUCGGCAAGCAGCGGCGGCGCGGCGGCGGCCGCAUCGAGCGCCUCUUCAGGCGGAGGCCGCGGCUCCGGGGGCGUUGACAUUGCGGCCGCCGCGGCGGCCGCUGCUGCCGGCGCCUCCAGCGCAGCAGCGUCUGCAGCCAGUUCUGCAGGUGGCCAAGGCUCGUCUAGUGCCUCAGCUGCGGCAUCGGCCGCUGCGGCCGCGGCAUCGGCCGUCUCUGCUGUAGCCAACAGCGUCGGCCUCUCAUCGGCCGCCGCUGCCGCCGCAGCCGCCGGCAGUAGCGCUGCCUCUGCUGCGGCUGCUGCUUCCUCUGGGAACGCCUCAGCAGCCUCGGCUGCCGCCAGUGCUGCGCGCCAGGCAGCCGCCAGCGCAGCCGCCUCUGUGGCGGCCGGUGGCCGCUGA